AUGGAGAUCUACGAGAACCCCAGAAAUCCCGGUGUGAUCGAAAAUUCACCAGAUUUUCUAGAUGAACCCGAACAAGGUGGGGUUUUGGUGUACAUUGACAAUUCCAAUAUUUGGAUAAAUACAAUGAAAAUGAGUGCCAAAAUACUUAAGUUUGGAAGUGAUAUAAAGCAAGAUCACAGAACGAGACUUAGUGUCCUCAAACUUAUACGUGAGGCGAGUGAAGGAAGGCAAAUUAUCAGAGCGGUAUUGUAUGGCUCGGAACCUCCAGCAGUAGGAAAGUUUUGGAAUAAUGUCAAGGAAGGCAAGGUUGAGGUGAAGGUUACCAGAAAGUCAACAUACUCCAACAAAGAGCGAGAGGUUGAACAGAGCAUAAUGUUGGAUAUCGGAGGAGAUCUUGUCAUCCACCAAAAUCACGCGAGGUUUGGAGGCACUCUCAUUCUCUUUACGGGAGAUGGAGGAAUGAUAUCUGCAGUCGAGAGAGCUUUACAGUACAACUGGAACGUUCAUCUGUGGGCUUAUCGGGACACUACGGCGAAAGGAUAUCUAGAGAUUGCUAAAAACAAUGAAAAAUUCCAAAUAAAAUAUAUGGAUGACUGUUUCAAAGAAAUGGUGUUUUACACUUUGAGUUGGACAAGCAAGCAUAUUCCUAGUGAACGAUCUUUUGUCAUAACGUUUAACCGGUUGCCUACAGCUCAACGGGACGAAGUACUUAAAAUAUUUGUUGAAGGGGUGACUGAGCUCGUUAGAAUGCCCAUGGCUGGAAGGUAUCUGAAGCACAAGAACGGGGAAGGGUCUGAGGAUUCCCAUCUAGUUAUUGUUUGUAGCGUGGGGAAACAUGUUUUAAAAGAAGACUCAAGAAGUGAUUCUUUCCAAAACACUAACGCUCUAAGCCAUCAAAGUCACAGCAAUCAGGGGGCAGGCAAUACUUACAAAGGCCACCACGAUGGUGGAGGAUUCAGUGAUGAUAAACAGGAUAAGACAGAAGGCUUCACUUUCACUGAAGAUCAGUGGAAAUCCAUCCCUGAAGUUUUUGGUUUCCAACCCGACGUUUCCGAAGGGUCCACUGCGCUUAAGAAGAGGGCUGAGCAUUUUAUCCAAGAUGUACUUCACACCAAUGCAAGCUUGCUGGAUAACCCAAACUAUGACUUUAACAGGGACGUUUACGCCAAAAUGGAGGCUUAUUUAGCGAAACAACAUAAUGCUGACAUUUCCUCUGACCUUAAGGAACAGUUUGAUCGAUGUAUCAAAACUUAUGAACCCACGAUGAAGUCUUUCAUCGCAUUCCUACAAAAAAACACGCUCGAAGAUUACAUACUAUACGAGCUGGUAGAGUCUCCUGCAGAGGUGGAUGAUGGACAAGGAGGGCCGUAUACCGUACAAACAAGAAAAGCUAGACCGAGGCAUCAAAAGUAUUCAGCGGAAUGCAAUCAUGGCUUCAGAUGUAGGGAUGGGUUCAAAUGGUACGUACAUACUUUAAGCAGUGCAAACUGUCAACAACAGAUUGACCUAAAGGUAUAA
This is a messenger RNA of Folsomia candida, 1518 nucleotides long. RefSeq lists its product as uncharacterized. The record is from RefSeq and is a predicted model, not a curated record. The transcript is spliced from 5 exons. Gene Ontology annotation, molecular function: RNA nuclease activity. Bases 1 to 1518 code for a protein of 505 amino acids. NCBI's taxonomy places the organism in Eukaryota, Metazoa, Arthropoda, Collembola, Entomobryomorpha, Isotomidae.